UGCUCUAAUUGUUGGAGAGAAGGAGAUCAGAGAAGCAAUUCCGCCAUUAAAUGCUUCUCAGAAAGAAAGCGUGACUUUUAUCCUUCUUCACGGAUUCCUUCUUAGAAAACUAAGAGGAUCCACAGCUUCAACAUCUCUGUAUCAAGAACCAAAGCCAGAAUAUCUUUUACUUCUGUAAACACAGAAAAAAAAAGGUAAGAGAAAGAGGAAUGGAGCUUAGUAAGAUAACUUUGGAGAUCUUCUCGAGACUGGAGCAGAAAUGGCUAUCGCAUUGUGAAGAUAAGAAAACCAGAAUUCUCAGCAUUGAUGGUGGUGGAACCAAAGGCAUCAUAGCAGGAGCGGCCUUAAUCCAUCUCGAAGAUCAGAUCCAAGCCAAAACAGGAGAUUCUCAAUCUCGAAUCAUCGAUUUCUUCGACAUUCUUGCUGGCACUGGAAUCGGUGCCAUUUUCUCUGCAAUGCUGACCGCCGAUGACGGUAAUGGCCGACCUCUCUUCACCGCCAGAGACGCCGUCAAAUUCGUACAAGAAAAACACUCGGAGAUGUUCAAGAUCAAGCAUGAAGGGAUUCUCCGUCGACGGCGAAGGUUUUCUAGUAAGAAAUUCGAUAAAGUCUUGAAAGAAGCGUUAAGCAGAGAGAACGGUAAGGUUUUGACGUUGAAGGAUACGUGCAAGCCUCUCCUUGUUCCUUGCUACGAUCUCAACAGCUCUGCACCGUUCGUCUUCUCCCGUGCCGACGCAGCAGAGUCUCCAAGCUUCGAUUUCGAACUUUGGAAAGCCUGCCGUGCCACGUCGGCAACUCCGAGCUUAUUCAAACCGUUUCAUCUAACCUCCAUUGACGGCAAAACGUCGUGUUUGGCUAUUGACGGAGGACUCGUCAUGAACAACCCCACGGCGGCUGCCGUUACUCACGCCUUGCAUAACAAACGGGAUUUCCCUUCAGUGAACGGCGUCGAAGACUUGCUCGUUCUAUCACUAGGUAACGGGCCCUUGAGUGGUCCUUCUCCGUCACCGUUAAGACGACAACUGCACCGUAACGGAGAAUGCUCCACUACGUCGGUCGUUGGCAUCGUCCUUGACGGCAUCUCGGAAACCGUCGACCAAAUGCUCGGCAACGCUUUCUGUUGGAAUCGUACGGACUACGUGAGAAUCCAGGCAAACGGUUUCGUCUCACAAGAAGUGGAGCUUACGAUGGAUGGGAUGUUGAAAGAGAGAGGAGUGGAGUCCUUACCGUUUGGGGGGAAGCGGUUGCUGACGGAGACUAACGGACAGCGAAUCAAGAGUUUCGUGCAACGCCUCGUUGCUUCGGGAAAGAGUAGCCUACCGCCAAGCCCUUGCAAAGAAACCGCCGUUAGUUCUCUGGUUAAUGGCCGUUAAUCUCAUAUUUUUUUUCGCUCAACCAUGCUUUUGUUUUUAACCCGAAGUCUACUUAAAGUUUAAACUGUCUUUGUCCCUGACUUAAAUCAAUCUUUCUCUCUUUCUCUCUUUCUCUCUUUCUCUCUUUCUCUCUUUCUCUCAA
Messenger RNA from Telopea speciosissima, 1515 nucleotides. RefSeq names its product probable inactive patatin-like protein 9. Gene Ontology annotation, biological process: lipid metabolic process. Bases 210 to 1373 code for a protein of 387 amino acids. The transcript has 2 exons. The record is from RefSeq and is a predicted model, not a curated record. NCBI's taxonomy places the organism in Eukaryota, Viridiplantae, Streptophyta, Magnoliopsida, Proteales, Proteaceae.